Bacidia gigantensis is the source of this 1746-nucleotide messenger RNA. RefSeq lists its product as uncharacterized. Gene Ontology annotation, cellular component: membrane. Gene Ontology annotation, molecular function: transmembrane transporter activity. The record is from RefSeq and is a predicted model, not a curated record. NCBI's taxonomy places the organism in Eukaryota, Fungi, Ascomycota, Lecanoromycetes, Lecanorales, Ramalinaceae. Gene Ontology annotation, biological process: transmembrane transport. The transcript is spliced from 6 exons. Bases 1 to 1746 code for a protein of 581 amino acids.
AUGGCUACAGAAGAACAGCCCUCCAAGGCAAUCUUGCCUGUCACCAGCUUCCUCCCAUCCACUGCCCUCCCCUCAUACAAGCAAGAUGCCUUUACGCAGGAUGACCAAGCCCUUCUCGCGCUGGGCUACAAGCCCCAAUUCAAGCGCGAGUUCUCGCUCUGGACGACUUUCUGCGUCAGCUUCGCUGUCCUCGGCCUCCUCCCCAGCUUCGCCAGCACCCUCGGCUAUGGAAUGGGCUACGCUGGGACACCGGGCAUGGUGUGGGGCUGGCUGAUUGCCAUGGUCUUCAUACAGUGUGUGGCUAUGAGUAUGGCAGAGCUAUGCUCAAGCAUGCCUACAAGUGGAGGUCUAUACUAUGCCAGUGCUGUCCUGGCGCCGGAGGGAUGGGGUCCGAUGGCUGCGUACUACAUUCGCGAGGGAGCCAUGUUGAUAAAAAAUGCAGGGUUGACUGGAUGGUCUAAUUGGCUGGGUCAAGUCACGGCUGCGCCUGCAGUUGACUAUGCUUUGGCUUCAAUGAUCCUGGCUGCCGCUUCGAUUCAGAAGCCCAGCUAUGUGCCGCAAAACUAUCAGGUGUUUCUGCUCACGACGUUACUCAUGGUCAGUCAUGGAUGCAUCAGCAGCAUGCCUACGAAAUGGGUAGCGCAGUUCAACUCCAUCGGAUCUACGUUCAAUAUCAUCGCACUCUGCGUUGUGAUCAUCCUGAUACCGGCUGCGACAAAUAGGGAAGACCAAGGGUAUCUUAGAUUCACGCCGGCAAACAUCGUCUGGGGUAAUUUCUACGAUGGGACGGAUUUUCCGAACGGCGUGUCACUACUGAUGACAUUUGUCGCAGUCAUAUGGACGUUGAGUGGUUACGAUUCUCCCUUCCACCUCAGUGAAGAAAGCUCAAACGCAAACAUUGCUGCGCCGAGAGCGAUUGUGCUUACAAGUACGAUUGGAGGACUAUUCGGCUGGUUCCUACAACUGGUGGUAGCAUACACCGUCAUUGACAUCGACGAAGUCCUGGACUCGGAUCUAGGUCAGCCAUGGGCAACGUACCUGCUACAAGUCUUGCCGCAAAAGACUGCACUAGCUGCGCUUUCGCUUACAAUCAUUGCUGCUUUCUGGAUGGGCCAAGCUUGCAUGGUCGCAGCAUCCCGCGUCGCCUUUGCCUACGCCCGCGACGGCUGCUUUCCAUACUCAUGGUGGAUAAGCCGCGUAAAUAGACAUACCCGUACGCCCGUCAAUGCUGUGUGGUUCAAUGCAGUAAUUGGCAUCUUGCUCACGCUACUCAUCUUCGGUGGUUCGGUAGCCGUCUCCGCUCUCUUUUCCAUUGGCGCAGUAGCGGCUUUCGUCGCUUUUACAAUCCCGAUUUUCAUCCGCGUCUUUUUAGUUGGGGACAGAUUUCGACCUGGACCUUGGAAUCUUGGAAGAUUCAGCGCGCCGAUUGGUACUGCGGCUUGCGCAUUUGUUGCCCUGAUGGUCCCAAUAAUGAUGUUGCCGAGCUCCGCGGGGGCGGAUUUGGACGCCGCUGGGAUGAACUGGACAUGUCUGGUAUAUGGAGCGCCAAUGCUUAUGGCCAUUAUAUGGUGGUACAUUGACGCUCGUAGAUGGUUCAAGGGUCCAAAGAUCGACGUUGAGCAUCACAUGCUUGGCACCGACAGCGACAUCAUUGAGGACCGAGAUACAGAUGUAAGAGAUAGUGGAUCUAGCGUGAAUGCUGCUGUGAAGGUAGACUCGAAGCUUCAGUCUUCGAUCAAUACGUAG